AUGGUUGACAACCCUACAGUAUUACAGGCCGGUCUACUCAAUGUAUUAAAAUCUAUUGUUUAGUUCACAAAGUGAUCAAUUGAUUUUACUGUGAUGUUUAAUUAUAAUUUUAUACACAAUUCUUGUGGCGGUUAUCCAAAUUACGUUUGAAAAGGGAAUACCAAAAAGGAAAUGGCGAUGUCCUCCGGUCUGAAAGGACGGAGAGACAGUGAUGAAGAUUCUGACGUGUACACGCCGCUCUUCAACGACGAGGACUUUGACCAGCGAACCGCACAAGAAACGAAAGGAUGGGACCUGUUCCUCGAAAUCCCCGUGAAGAAGGAGAGUGGCUCCAUGGCCACGACAGAAUGGAUAGAUUUCAGUGUGAAGAUUCUCAAAGUAUUGGCAUAUAUCGCCGUGUUCUCUAUUGUUCUCGGGGCGGCGGUUAUAGCUAAAGGCACGCUGCUUUUCAUUACGUCGCAAUUGAAUAAAGAUCGAGAGAUCAUCAUUUGUAAUAAGGCGUUGGCAUUGGACCAACAGUUUAUCACAGUUUUGACCUUAGAAGAACGGAUAUCAUGGCUGUGGGCUAUUUUCAUCGUAUUUGCCGCCCCAGAAGUUGGAAUCUUACUGAGGUCCGUCAGGAUUUGUUUUUUCAAAACUGUCCCUAAACCGACUAACAUGCUUUUUAUUGUGGCAUUCUUCAUAGAAGCCAUUUACACUUUGGGCGUUGCUCUUUUUCUUCUUCUAAUUCUACCAGAGUUAGAUGUAGUUAAAGGUGCCAUGCUUAUGAAUGCCCUAUGCUUCGUGCCUGGAGUCCUUAAUGCCAUCACCAGAGAUCGUUUCGACCCUCGGUACCCCGUGAAGAUAGCUCUGGACGUGUUGGCUGUGUCGGCGCAAGUAACGUCAUUCGUUGUGUGGCCUCUCUUGGAUGGGACGACUGUUCUGAAGUUGAUUCCUGUUGCCGCCAUUUUUAUAUCGCUUGGAUGGUGGGAGAACUAUAUCAAUGUCGACAUGAAAACUUCUUCGCCAACCGUCCUAUACCUAAAUAGUCUACGGGAGGGCAUCAAGAAAUCGCGUUACCACAUGCAAAGGGUUCUUCCAUUGGCGAAGAUCGUUAUAUUCAUGUUUUGUACCAUGAUAUACUUACAUGUCAAUGAAGACGAUCCUGUGUCGUUCUUUACGUCCGUAGGCGAAGCGUUUGGAGAACGAAAUUAUACAGCGUACGAGGUCCAAGUAGUAAUAAGCGACGUCCUAGAAGGCUUAUUGGACUUUGAAAAGACAGGCGGCACAACGGACAUACCAGUUCACUGGCCAGCCGCACUCUGGGUCGCUCUCAUACAAGUGGCAAGCGCUUACGUUUGCUUCGGCAGCGCUAAGUUCGCCUGCAAGAUCCUCAUACAAAACUUCAGCUUCACAUUUGCUUUGAGUCUUGUUGGUCCGUUGACUAUAAAUCUGUUGAUUGCGUUCUGCGGACUUAGGAAUGCCGACCCUUGUGCUUUCCGACAUACGAUACCGGACUAUCUGUUCUUCGAAAUACCUCCAGUAUAUUUCCUAAGAGACUACGUGGGCCGCGAAAUGGCCUGGAUAUGGCUAUUAUGGCUCAUGUCUCAAGCAUGGAUCACUCAGCACACCUGGCAACCGAAAUGCGGCCGUCUCGCUGCCACCGAUAAGUUGUUCGCCAAACCGUGGUACAGCGGGCCGCUUAUAGACCAAUGUCUGUUGUUGAACAGGACGAAAGAUUGCGACGUUGACGUGGACUAUGACGAAUUAAAAGAGGAAGAUGAGUCAGUGACAAGCUCCGAACGAGAUGCGUAUGACGCCCAUCCAUCAGAUAAUAUUACGAGAAUAUACAUUUGUGCGACCAUGUGGCAUGAAACAAAAGACGAAAUGAUUGAGUUCUUAAAGUCCAUCUUCCGCUUAGAUGCGCACCAGUGUGGGAAACGCAUAGAAAGGAAAUACUUCAAUAUCAUGUCACCAGAUUAUUAUGAGCUUGAGGCACACAUAUUCAUGGACGACGCCUUCGAAGUAUCAGACCACAGCAGCGAAGAAUCCCAAGUGAACCGUUUCGUCAAAUGCCUUAUAGACACCAUGGACGAAGCAGCCUCAGAGGUCCACGCAGCCAACAUCAGACUCAGGGCACCCAAGAAGUACCCCACCCCUUACGGAGGCAGAUUCGUAUGGGUACUACCCGGGAAAAACAAGCUGAUUUGCCACCUCAAGGAUAAAGCGAAGAUAAGACACAGAAAACGGUGGUCUCAAGUCAUGUACAUGUACUAUUUCCUAGGUCACCGCUUGAUGGACUUACAUAUUGCAGUUGAACGUAAAGAGAAAAUCGCUGAGAACACAUAUCUUUUGGCUCUUGAUGGUGAUAUUGAUUUCCAACCUUCGGCGGUGACUUUGCUGAUAGAUUUGAUGAAGAAGGAUAAGAAUUUGGGAGCGGCUUGUGGACGUAUUCAUCCGGUUGGAUCAGGUUUCAUGGCAUGGUACCAAAUGUUCGAGUACGCCGUCGGCCAUUGGCUGCAGAAGGCGACGGAACACAUGAUCGGCUGCGUACUCUGUAGCCCUGGCUGCUUCUCACUCUUCAGAGGCAAGGCUCUCAUGGACGACAACGUUAUGAAGAAGUAUACGCUCACGUCGCACGAGGCGAGGCAUUAUGUACAAUACGAUCAAGGUGAAGAUCGAUGGCUUUGCACCCUCCUUCUACAGCGCGGGUACCGAGUCGAAUAUUCAGCCGCGUCCGAUGCCUACACGCACUGUCCGGAGUCAUUCGGAGAAUUCUACAACCAACGGCGACGCUGGGUACCAUCCACUAUGGCCAACAUUCUUGAUCUACUUGGCGAUGCCAAGCAAACCGUCAAAUCUAAUGAUAAUAUUUCGACACUGUAUAUUGCUUAUCAGAUGUUAUUGAUGGUGGGUACGAUCCUGGGCCCGGGCACUAUCUUCCUCAUGAUGAUUGGCGCUAUGAAUGCCAUCACUGGGAUCAGCAAUGUCAACGCGCUCAUAUGGAACUUCAUACCCGUCGUGCUGUUUAUUACUGUCUGCAUGACUUGCAAGUCUGAAACACAGCUAAUGCUUGCAUCGGCCAUAACAUGUAUAUACGCCAUGUUAAUGAUGAUGGUCAUAGUCGGAAUAGCUCUCCAAAUGGUCGAGGACGGUUGGCUAGCUCCUUCUAGUAUCUUCACCAUAAUAACAUUCGGCAUUUUCUUCAUAACGGCCGCGCUGCACCCUCAAGAGAUCAUAUGUUUGUUGUAUCUGGUCGUGUAUUAUAUCACGAUUCCGAGCAUGUACAUGUUGCUGAUUAUAUACUCCUUGUGCAAUUUGAAUAACGUGUCGUGGGGUACUCGAGAGGUUGCGCAGAAGAAAACUUUAAAAGAAAUCGAGCAAGAGAAAAAAGAAGCAGAAGAAGCCCAAAAGAAAAUGGACACACAGAGCGUUAGAAAAAUGUUCGGUCACUCAGACGACGAAACGGGUUCCAUGGAGAUGAGCGUCGCCGGCUUAUUCAAGUGCAUGUGCUGCACUAACCCGAAGGACCAUAAGGAGGACUUGCAUUUGCUGAAAAUCUCGAAUGAGCUGGAGAAGAUUGGGAAGAAAUUGGACACUCUCGGCGCCGUUACCGAAGCAUCCGAAGCCCCGAGGCGGCGGUCCACCUUGCAUUUGCGGGAGACACAUUUAUUGGAUGAUUUUGAAGAAGAGGAUGACGUUUCUGCUGACACACCCAGGGAAGAGAGAGACGACCUGAUCAACCCCUACUGGGUGGAGGACCCUGACGUGAAGAAGGGAGAGGUGGACUUCUUGAGUACUGCUGAGAACCAGUUCUGGAAGGACUUGAUCGACACCUACUUGAGACCUAUUGAUGAAAAUAAAGAAGAACAGGCUCGUAUCGCAAAAGAUUUGAAAGACCUCCGCGACAAGAUGGUGUUUGCGUUCGUGAUGCUGAACGCGCUGUUCGUAGUCGUCAUCUUCCUGCUGCAACUCAACCAGGAUCAGUUGCACUUCCAGUGGCCUUUCGGACAGAAAGUCGACAUUGCGUAUGACGACGAAUCUAAUUUAGUACUAAUCGAAAACGAGUACUUGAUGUUGGAGCCGAUCGGGUCGUUGUUCCUGAUAUUCUUCGGUUCCGUGAUGCUGAUCCAGUUCACCGCCAUGCUUUUCCACCGGAUGGGCACUCUAACGCAUCUCUUGUCCACGGUCAAGCUGAAUUGGUACUGCACUCAGGCGCCCACCAAUUCAACCCAGCAAGACGUCCUAGAGACCCAAGUGUUCGACAUAAUCAAAGAGUUGCUCAACAAUAAGAAGAUAACAGACGACCCAGUAGCAGACGACGGUAUCGACGCGACGCAUGUGUCGAGACGGAAGACUAUUCAGAAUCUGGAGCGGCGGCGGACGGUGAAGCCGAAUGAAGUUAAUCUGGAAGCUAACUUUGAGAAAAGGCUAUCGUCUGUCAUUCAGAAUCCUAAAUCUGAGAUCCUCGCCCGGCUACCAUCGCUGGGCGGCACAGAGGCCGCGCGGCGACUCACUCUUCGUGCGCUGCAGGCGCGUCGAGACUCCGUGAUCCAAGAACGACGCAAAUCACAAGGCCAGCUCGGUCAAACCAUCCCGCUCCGCCAAGAUCUAGGCCGGCCGUCCACCUCAGGCGCAUACGUGAACAAGAGCUACGAGCCAGCCUUCGACAGCGAUGAUGAGUCGCCGCGCCUGCCGCGACGCAGCACUGUGAGAUUUAGAGAACCGACAGAUUUGAUGUAAACUGUAUUUAUUAGUCAAUAGAUUUGGAGUUAGUGCCGUAGCUUGGUUGUUUUAAUUGACUAUCUUCGCACGCAAUUCCGAGUACCCGCUCUUGAAGAGCCUGUCAACUUCAGGCGCAUACGUGAACAAGAGCUACGAGCCAGCCUUCGAUAGCGAUGAUGAGUCGCCUCGCCUGCCGCGGCGCAGCACCGUGAGAUUUAGAGAACCGACAGAUUUGAUGUAACUGUAUUUAUUAGUCAAUAGAUUUGGAGUUAGUACCGUAGCUUGGUUGUUUUAAUUGACUAUCUUCGCACGCAAUUCCGAGUACCCGCUCUUGAAGAGCCUGUCAACUUCAGGCGCAUACGUGAACAAGAGCUACGAGCCAGCCUUCGACAGCGACGAUGAGUCGCCGCGCCUACCGCGACGCAGCACCGUGAGAUUUAGAGAACCGACAGAUUUGAUGUAACUGUAUUUAUUAGUCAAUAGAUUUGGAGUUAGUACCGUA
This is a messenger RNA of Leguminivora glycinivorella, 5206 nucleotides long. Its product is annotated as chitin synthase chs-2-like. NCBI's taxonomy places the organism in Eukaryota, Metazoa, Arthropoda, Insecta, Lepidoptera, Tortricidae. Bases 172 to 4722 code for a protein of 1516 amino acids. The record is from RefSeq and is a predicted model, not a curated record. The transcript is spliced from 23 exons. Gene Ontology annotation, cellular component: cell periphery; cell septum. Gene Ontology annotation, molecular function: chitin synthase activity.